AUGAAACUCUUAUAUUUGUUCGCUGGAUUUUUGUCGAUAAUAGGUAUGGCCGCUGCCUUGGGACAAGGAGGAUUAGGUGGCAAUCAAGGUGGUGGUGGUAAAACAGAGACAUCAGUGAGUGCAACUUCGGUUUGGAUUACAAUUACGACUGAUGGAAACCCAGUUACUGUCAAAUCAAUCUACAAACAGACAUUCAUGAAGACGUAUUCUGCGGCUGAAACAUCUGAUGUGAAAUCUGGAAAUGUUGGUCUAGGUACGAUCGAUGGUUCUGUCGGAAAAGUACGUUCAUACGAUCAGGUUACCAUACUGUCAUCUGCAGAAGCCUGUGGCCAUAAUAAUGCUUACGCUGGACUUAUAGGAAGCUUAUUUCUCAUUUUGGGUGCUUUAUUAUAG
Priceomyces carsonii is the source of this 393-nucleotide messenger RNA. It is a transcript of the gene PGA1, whose product is annotated as Pga1p. Gene Ontology annotation, biological process: fungal-type cell wall organization. The coding region runs from base 1 to 393 and encodes 130 amino acids. The record is from RefSeq and is a predicted model, not a curated record. The transcript has a single exon. NCBI's taxonomy places the organism in Eukaryota, Fungi, Ascomycota, Pichiomycetes, Serinales, Debaryomycetaceae.